Caenorhabditis remanei is the source of this 2982-nucleotide messenger RNA. RefSeq lists its product as uncharacterized. The coding region runs from base 1 to 2982 and encodes 993 amino acids. The transcript is spliced from 15 exons. NCBI's taxonomy places the organism in Eukaryota, Metazoa, Nematoda, Chromadorea, Rhabditida, Rhabditidae. Gene Ontology annotation, biological process: regulation of GTPase activity. The record is from RefSeq and is a predicted model, not a curated record.
AUGUACAAUCGCUCGUUUCGUAUGCCUAAACGUCUAGAUGCGGUGUCAAUACCGAUGUUUGGUUCAGAACGGUUACCAAGUACACGAUCCGAACGAUGCUUACCACGUAUCACCACUGCAUUUAUUUCUGAUUACUCCGAUAUGCAGUGUCUAUCACCAAAUCGUGAGAAGCACAACGCCAAUCCCCGUCUCGUACGCGGAAGAAUCGUAUACAAAUCAAAGCGCUCUCUUCAUAGAGUGGAUGCCAAUACGCCAAGCAGAGAUAGCAGUUUGUAUGCACAACCUCCGGCUCGACGACAUUUAAGCCAACCGGCUCGAGAAGGAAGUCUUAGGUCUUGCCGUUCACACGAAUCAUUGCUCAGUUCGGCACAUUCGACGCAUAUGAUUGAAUUGAACGGCCACCAUCGCGUGCAUCCAGUUCACCCAUCCAUCUUCCAAAUUCCACACUGCUUCCGAUUCUCUUCCACCUUCUACGCUUGCAGAACUCCACUGGAAAGAGCAAAGUGGAUGGAAAACCUGCGACUAACCAUGAAUCCACGCAGGGACUACCAGAGACGCACUGAAAACAGCUUACUCAUCUGGAUUCUGGAAGCCAAAGGCUUGCCAGCCAAGAGAAAGUAUUAUUGUGAGAUGACACUCGACAAGACACUGUAUGGAAAGAGUUCAACAAAGGCCAGAACUGACAACGUGUUCUGGGGAGAGAACUUCGAGUUUGUCAUGCUGCCACAAAUUUCGGAAAUUUGCGUGAGCCUCUUCCGUGACAGUGACAAGAAGAAGAAGGAACCAUUGGUCGGAUACGUCAAAAUCGGAAUCGACCAACUCGCCGGCAGAAGUCCAGUGGAGAAAUGGUACACCGUCAACAACACACAUCAUGACUCUGGAACAAGCCGUAUUGCUUCAGCACUCGGUGGAAAGAGUAGCCAUCAGGAUAUUCCAUCACUCAGAAUCAAGGCUCGCUGGCAAUCGGUCGAUAUCCUUCCACUCCGUUCCUAUGACCAUCUCUACGAAAUUCUGAGUUACAACUACAUGCCAUUGUGUGAGCAAUUGGAACCAGUGCUCAACGUCAGAGAUAAGGAAGACUUAGCGACUUCCCUGGUACGAGUUAUGUACAAACGAAAUCUGGCGAAGGAGUUCUUGUGUGAUCUAAUCAUGAAAGAAGUCGAAAAGCUUGACAAUGAUCAUUUGAUGUUCCGUGGAAAUACUCUUGCCACAAAGGCGAUGGAAUCGUUCAUGAAGUUGGUCGCCGAGGAUUAUCUCGACUCCACACUCUCUGGUUUUAUUAAGUCGGUUUUGCAAUGUGAGGAUUCUUGCGAAGUCGAUCCAACAAAGUUGGGAAACGUCUCCAAUUCGGCACUCGAAAAGAACAGAGCUCUGCUCAGCAAAUACGUUAAUGCUGCAUGGACGAGUAUAAUGGAUACUAUUGAGCAGAUGCCGAAAAACCUUCGUGACGUCUUCGCGGCUCUUCGCCUUCGCCUGGCUGCUCAAAACCGUGUGGCUCUGGCUGACACUCUUAUUUCGUCUUCGAUCUUCCUUCGAUUCUUGUGUCCAGCGAUUCUUAGUCCAAGUCUUUUCAAUUUGGUUUCCGAGUACCCGUCACCAACAAAUGCUCGCAACUUGACUCUCAUCGCUAAGACACUCCAGAAUCUUGCAAACUUCAGCAAGUUUGGAGGGAAGGAACCACACAUGGAGUUCAUGAAUGAGUUUGUCGACGCUCAGUGGCACCAAAUGAAAGGAUUCCUGUUGGAGAUCUCAACUGAAACUCAAUCGGUGAAUGUGAAGUACGUCGAUGCUGUUGUCGACACUGGAAAAGAGCUCAGCCUCAUCACCAGCUAUCUUGAGGAAGCAUGGACUCCACUUCUCCAGGAGAAAAAUGGAAACAAGCACCCGCUGUGCAACAUCAAACCGAUUCUCUCGGAGUUGGCUGAAAUCAAGAGACGUCCGGAUGCUAUUUUCCACUCUCCAAUGGUUCAACAGCCAUCUUCUGAUUAUGAGAAUAGUCCACAGCCGAGUGUGGUUCCUCGACAUGAGAAUGUGCCUGCCUACCGCAGUACUCCACCAACUGGACAGGCCACUGUCAUGGGUCGUUCAAUGAAUCGCGCGGCUACCCAUCUGAUGACUUCUGAUGACUACGUCCUUUCCUCAGCAUUCCAAACUCCAAGUCUUCGUCCGGGCGGUACUCGUUUGAGUGAUGAGACUGGAACGUCGUCAAGUCGUACCAGUGACAAGACAACCAGCAGUGCUGAGAUUCGUGAGGACACGGACUCGGAUUUUGAGUUGCGUGAUGACCUUGGUCGCGGCGGAAGAAAUCGAAAAAGGCUUCCACGUACAGAUGCAUCUCCAUCAAGCAGUCAACAAGCUUCCAGUGGAUAUAUGAGCAACAAUCCAUCCAGAUCCAGCUAUUCCAAUUCGUCAAGCUCAUCUCCAGUGGAGCGCAUGGGUGCACUCUCUAUAGCCAACCCAGUGUUCGGUCCAGGACCAUCAUCCGGAUACACAAUUCCAGCUGAACCAAAGGAGAUUGUCUACCAAAAACGUUCCAGCCCACCACCAUACGACCCGGAUGCGCACAACUAUCACUACCAGACGAUGCAGGUGUACUCCGUGCCACCGGAUUGCCAAGUCUCUCCACGCACUCAAUCUCUUCCUGGGGCAGCCAACGUUCAGAAUCGCUUGAGUCUUCCAAGAACGAAUCCACGCGCUUCGAGAACUUCGGCUCUUCUUCGUCCAAGCGUUGUAAACGUUCCGGACGACUGGGAUCGCUCAAGCGACUACUGGCUUGAAUACAGAGAUAAGAUGAUUGAGAGCCAAGCUCGUGAGAUUGAACGUUUGACGAGAGAAAAUGCAAAACUGAAGAACAAGAUCUUUGGCACUAAUAAUGAUGUCGAUUCAAAGAGAUCCGACAGUGGAGCCAGUGAAGAAUCAUACGACUCUCUCAGCUCUCUCGAUCGUCCAUCCAGGCAAUCUCUUGUUCUCCGGCCAAACUAA